This is a messenger RNA of Adineta ricciae, 831 nucleotides long. Lineage: Eukaryota; Metazoa; Rotifera; Eurotatoria; Adinetida; Adinetidae. The record is from the annotation of a GenBank genome assembly.
AUGGCUGAUGACUGUUAUUCUACUCGACUUGACAUACCGCUGUCGACUGUUCUUAUAACAGGUGGUUCCAGUGGUAUUGGUUUUGGUCUCGCACGAUGUUUUGUGGAAGAAGGCGCGACAGUCAUUAUCACUGGUCGUCGCGAAGAACACCUAAAAUCAGCUGCGGAGGAAUUAAACCGUCUUGGGAAGAAACCAGUUCACUAUCGAAUAAAUGAUGUUGAAAGAAUUGAUGAACGAUUAGCUCUAUAUGAUUGGAUCGUCAGUGAACAUCCUGAAAUGAAUGUUUUAAUAAAUAACGCAGGUGUUCAACAGCGUCAUUCAUUUAUUCCAGAUGGAAACUUGACUGAAAAUAUCCCAUGGGAAGAGCGUGAAAAAGAAAUUCAAAUAAAUAUUUGCGCACCUAUGCAUUUAUCACAAUUGUUCAUAGCACAUUUUCGUCAAAUGAACACAACGACAGCUAUAAUGAAUGUUUCAUCAGGUUUAGCAUUCAUACCAUUAGCGAGCAUUCCAGUUUACAGUGCAACGAAAGCUGCUAUGCACUCGUUCACGAUGAGCCUCCGAUAUCAAUUGAUGAAUGAAGUGAAAAACCUUCAAGUGUACGAGAUCGUACCACCAGCUGUUCAAACAAAUCUCGGAGGUAGUCAUGCAUUUGGCGAACCACUCGAUAAGUACUGCCAAGCAACAUUUGAGCGGAUUAAAAAGGGUGAACAAGAAAUUGGAUAUGGUCGUUCUGAUCAAGCAAGAAAAAUGGCAUCACGUGAAGAGUCCGACAAGCAAUUUCUCACUUUAAAUGAGAAUAUCAAAAUCAUGUUCAAAAAUUUGAAGCCGUGA